Molecule: messenger RNA, 336 nt
Organism: Schizosaccharomyces osmophilus
Lineage: Eukaryota; Fungi; Ascomycota; Schizosaccharomycetes; Schizosaccharomycetales; Schizosaccharomycetaceae
Gene: dlc1
Product: dynein light chain Dlc1
Exons: 3
Coding region: 1-336 (111 amino acids)
Biological process (GO): microtubule-based movement
Cellular component (GO): cytoplasmic dynein complex; cytoplasm
Molecular function (GO): dynein intermediate chain binding
Source: RefSeq, a predicted model, not a curated record
AUGAGCUGCCCUCUAAAUUCUGUAAUACUUGAAGAGAUCUGUACUGAUGCUGCAAAGCCUGUGCUUGAAGCAACUGAAUAUGACGGUGAGAAAAGCGCCGAAAUGAAUCAAGCUGUUAUUUAUGGCGUUUUGAAUGCCCUCAAUAAGAAAACCCAGUCUUAUAAAUGGGUUGUUAGUUCUACAUUAGUCCAAAAGUUACCCGACGAUCAUCCUUCUCGUGGUGUGCAUGCCGCUCAUGCUGCCUGUUGGAAUGUUGAAAAAGAUGGAAUGACUACAAUUAAAGAAACCGGCCAAGCCGUUGAUGUGAUUCUGAGUAUCAUGUGGAUUUCCAUUUGA